AUGGAUAAGAGGAUUGCGGGGAUUGAGGAUAACCUAAAUAGAAUGCACAUCCGCCCUUCUCCGGUCCACCCGUCCUCAAUGGCCCCUUCGCCACUCCAUCCUUCAGCAGGACACCCGUCGCAUGUCCACCGAGCCACCGCGUCGCCGCAGCACCACAUCUUCGCCAACAGCCCCUCGCCUCAGCACCAUCUCCUCGCCAACAGCCCUUCGCCACAGCACCAUCUCUUCGCCAACAGCCCUUCGCCACAGCAUCAUCUGUUCGGGAACAGCCCUCUGAGCAACCUUCCCACACUCGACCAGCUGAGCGAGAGGCACCGGUACGGCCACAAGCAUCGGCGGAAACAGGACGUUUCAGGAAAGGACAGAGUCGCGCGACGAAUCUCCGAGGAUGCUUCCAGCGUGUCGUCGGAAGGUUACCAUACUGACCCUGCCGUCCGCGCGGAACCUUCCUGGACGGUGCGGUCAGUGGAAUCAGCGGCAUCCGUUCCUCCUGUUCUCCAGACGGUUAAAAGCCCCGCGCAUCCUGCUUCGUAUCACCCGCAGCGGAACCACCGUGGCGGCGUUGCUGACGCAUCUGCCGCUCAUUCCGCGCGUGGAGCGCCAGGUGCCGCGGGUUCCGCGCUCACCCAAUACCCCCCGCAGUUCCCCCAGGCGCUGCGAAACUGCUACUCUGCUCCGCAACCAGGCGAGUCGGAAACGUGCGUGCUUUCACGGCAGCUCGCCGGCGCGCGGGAGAUUAAAAUCAUGGCUCGCGACGCCGCGGUGUGCGGCUCCAUGGUUGAAAUGGGAGCCGCGAAAGUGCUGUUGUCGCUUGUAGACAGCGUGAUAGAAGCGGAGGAAGGAAGGGAGUUCAUGGAUUUGCGGUAUCAGGUUGCUGAGGAGGCAGCUGCUGCGCUGCUGAAUCUGUCUUUAGAUAAGACCGCCAAGCACAUGAUGAGGAGCCAUGGCAUCAUACCCACCAUUGUGAGGUUGGCUGACAUCACACGCAGCAGUCCGGACUGCCCUGACGGUGCCAGUGUUAAUGCUCGUGAAUCACCCGACAAUGCCCAACAGCAUGACAUCAGCAGAUGUUCUGACAGUAGCGCCGGGACCCCCGCCUCCACCCGCACCAGCUCUGCGCAUUUGUCUCUUAGAGAGCUGGCAGUGGCGAUAAUCCACAGUCUUGCACAGUCAACAAUGCUGAAAGAGGAUCUAGUUGAUCAGUGGGUGGUGCAGCCGCUGGUAGGCCUGUUGAGGGAGCCAGCAUUCAGCGAGGAGGGACAGAAGGACGCCUUGUACGCGCUCUACCUCUUAUCGUCGUGCGAGUCUGGGAGGUUGGCUCUUGCUUAUCACGGCGCUGUGCCUUUGCUGCUGGAGGUGGCACUGUGCGGUACGCAACGAAGUGGCCAUCUGUAUGCGAAGCAGUCAGGGAGAUUCUUUGACAAGGCCAUGCGUGCACUGGCGAAUGCAUCUGAGGAGAGAUCGGGGCUUUCGGCUUUACUACGCAGCAAAGUCAAGUACUGGUCUUGUGAAAAUGGAGCUGGCUUUGAUGGUGGCUCUCAAAGUGGACAUGGAAGCUGCAUCGAAGUUUCGGGGCUUCAAGGGCUUUUCAAGCUGCUUGCGAAUGGGAGUGAGGUGACAAAGCAGCAUGUUGUCUCAAUUUUGCACCGGAUUCUCAAUUCGCACCCGCCGCCUAUACCCUCGUCAUCCGUUCCUUCUUCACCGGACCCUUCCUCACCCACAUCUUCGUCAUCGCUCCCCUCCCCCGUCGCUCCCCGCUUAUCCACUUCCUCAGCAUCCUCCGCGUAUUGCUCUUCCUUCCCCUCCCGUUCCCCCUUCGCUCCGCCCACCCCCUCUCCGCCGUUCAGCCUUUGCCCCUCUCCCGCCGUCGCCAUACCAUCCCUCUCCGAGCUGCAUCCCUCGGCUAGAAUCUCAUCGGGCCUCCGUUCUUCUCGCCUUCAUUCUACCUCCUCUCUUUCUGCGAAUCCCGAUGGAGCUGUCGCUAAUGUGCCUGCGCCAUCACCGUCCCUUCCGCCGGGUUUUCAGCUGGCUUUGCUGGACUGCUGUGCUUGUAGGGACCCGAACGAGACCAGUGCAGCAGUGCUAGAGAGGCAGAUGGGAGGUGCGCGGCAGAUCAGGCAGAUGGCACGGGAUCUAGAGGGGUGCAGAGCGGUGAUGGUGGAGAAAGGAGCGGUGGGAGCGCUGUUGCCUCUGCUAGAUUGGGCUGAAGGCGGACCAGGGGUACAGCCGUGGGUAGGCGAGGAUGGGGGGAAGGAGAUACUGGAGGAUAAGAGUUCACUGAAGCAUUUGAGGCUGAAAGUAGUGGAGGAGGCAGUGACAGCGCUGCUAAAUCUUUCCAUUCACCCUUCAGCAAGGGAGCUUAUGCUAAGCCUUGGGGUUGUCAAUUCGGUCACCCAAAUGCUUGGGAAUAGGCAAGGCGGAUUUCCACGAAGCAGCAGCGGGAGCAGUGGUGAAAUUCUGAGUAACAGCAGGGGUAGCUUGAGUGAUGGUGUCUCUGUUGUGCCUGUCCAUAUUAGAGAGGUUGCAGCAGCGCUUGUUUUCAGCCUCUCUCAAUCGGUUGAGAGUAGAGGUGAGCUAGUGAGGUGUGGUGCAGCCGAGGCUCUGGUUCAGUUGCUACAGGACCCAACGUGCAGCAGUCAGGGAAGGAGGGACGCUUGCAAAGCAUUGUCAAACUUCUCAACCAUUUCGGUUGGAAGACUCAGCAUGGUUCGAGCUGGGGCGGUGCCUUUGCUGCUGGAGCUGACCUUGAUGGGCCAUGCUGGUGAUGAGUACGUAUCUGAGAAGGCCUUGGGGGUGCUUGCGAAUGUAGCAAGAGAGGAGGCAGGAAGGGAAGCCAUAGUUGAUUCACAAGUUAGAGAUGGGGCGUGGGAUUGGGAUUCUGGGAAUAUCGAGGUUCAUCACCAAUCCUCCGAAAGCUUAAGAAUGGCUUCAGGGUUGAGUAUUCUUUUGGAGUCACUGGAUAGUGGCACGGAGCGAAGUCAUGAGUUUGCAGUUUCGGCUUUGCUCUAUGUUGCGAGGAGCCGCCAGAACUGGAAGGAGCUGUUGCUGUCGGAGGGGCCUCUUCCAUCCAUCAAGGCUGUGGCCAUGCGAGGCAGCCCUCGAGCGAGAGACAAGGCACAGAAGCUCUAUGACCUUCUGAGGGGUUGA
This is a messenger RNA of Closterium sp. Yama58-4, 3147 nucleotides long. NCBI's taxonomy places the organism in Eukaryota, Viridiplantae, Streptophyta, Zygnematophyceae, Desmidiales, Closteriaceae. The record is from the annotation of a GenBank genome assembly.